AUGGAACCAGAGCUGUCCAUUGCCACUCUCCUCAAGGCUGUCUCAACCCUCACAGCCAUGGUUGGGUCCCUGCAGGAUCAAAUCCAAAGCCAAGGUCAACAGCUCACAGAGCUCAAAGCCAUAUGCAAGGAAACUGCCAACCUACUUGGCAACAAAGACCAAGGGCAAGCCCAGCCUGGCCCAUCAACUGGGCCUAUCACUCCCCCUACCCACACAGGGGGAGAAGCCAACACUCCAGGAACGGUUAGGCCUGGACUCAAGGCCCCUUUUUGCCCCCCAAGAGGAGCAGGGUUUGAUUCAGAAGAGGAAGAAGAACAGAGGAUCCCCAAAAAAGAGCCUUGCAGCACGCCUAGGAGUUUAAGCUGCCUUACUCCCUUUGAUUGA
This is a messenger RNA of Rhizoctonia solani, 384 nucleotides long. RefSeq lists its product as uncharacterized. The record is from RefSeq and is a predicted model, not a curated record. The transcript has a single exon. Lineage: Eukaryota; Fungi; Basidiomycota; Agaricomycetes; Cantharellales; Ceratobasidiaceae. The coding region runs from base 1 to 384 and encodes 127 amino acids.